Messenger RNA from Trypanosoma rangeli, 492 nucleotides. RefSeq lists its product as uncharacterized. The record is from RefSeq and is a predicted model, not a curated record. The transcript has a single exon. Lineage: Eukaryota; Euglenozoa; Kinetoplastea; Trypanosomatida; Trypanosomatidae. Bases 1 to 492 code for a protein of 163 amino acids.
AUGGGAUGCAAAAACUCAAAGGCGAAGGGGCCGACUACGCAGCCACCCACCACGAAGCAGGAUAACACUCCAACCCCCAACAUCUCCACUGUGCCCGCUGCCGCUCCUACUGAACAACGCGCAAAGCAGCCUAAUGAGACGAAAAAAAAUGAGGCCACAACCUUUGUGGGUCGCGCUGGCAACGGCGAGGUGACUGACACUGGAUCACCGGCCGGGCCACGGAAGGUAGUUGCAGGCCAGGGCGGCAGCGACAACAAGCGUGCGGCAUCAAACGCCACCUCAAAGCAGGAGGUUGAUGACGAAGGCAAUCCACUGAUUUUGCCGAACGGUAAUUGGGUAAGGACGGACGGUACACCCUUCUACUACUCAGAGCAGGAGAACCUAUACUUCCACCCUCCUAGCUGCCAGUUCUAUGACCCGACGAACGAGAUGUGGUACGAUCCGGAGAAGGAUGAGUGGUACUACGACGAGGAAAACGAGGCUCAGUCGUAG